Messenger RNA from Clupea harengus (Atlantic herring), 11657 nucleotides. It is a transcript of the gene nbeaa, whose product is annotated as neurobeachin a. Gene Ontology annotation, biological process: intracellular protein localization. NCBI's taxonomy places the organism in Eukaryota, Metazoa, Chordata, Actinopteri, Clupeiformes, Clupeidae. Gene Ontology annotation, cellular component: cytosol; membrane. Gene Ontology annotation, molecular function: protein kinase binding. The record is from RefSeq and is a predicted model, not a curated record.
UCAACCAAAUCCUCAACACGCAGGCGUGGUGAACAUAACCGCAGAUAGGGGGCGUCAACAUGGCGCCCUGAGAACGACAACACUAGCUCAAGACUGCACCGCACACUGGUUGACAUCAGGAGAGGAGAGGAGAUAGCAAGAGGGUACCAUUCCCUUAAGCACAGAUAAAUAUUCCUGCUUGUUUGUCGUAUGCAUCAUUUUAUAUCAGCAGGAAAAUAGGAAGGACUUGAAGUUAAACACGGAUUUACCCUAUUUUACCCUAUUUAAAACUUUACAUUUCCGUCGGUUUGAUGCUUUUGUACGGACGCUGGUGAUACAAAGCAGGUGAGACCGAGGCGGCCGCUCCUUGAGGUUUCGGGUGGAAAUGUCGAGCGACAAGCCGGUUUCAGCACCUGGUUCCGGCUUGUUCUCGGACCGAGAAGCUCCCCCGGGCCCUAGGCAGCAAGUCGUUACAGGUUCUGCUUCAGGGGAGAUGAUGGUGUCUGGAUCCGGCUCCAUGGUUCUCCCUGCCGGGGUGAUCAACCCCUCAGUACCGAUCCGGAAUAUCAAGAUGAAAUUCGCCGUCGUUAUUGGUCUUAUACAGGUCGGAGAGGUUAGCAACAGAGACAUCGUCGAAACAGUUCUAAAUCUGCUGGUGGGUGGCGAGUUUGACCUGGAGAUGAACUUCAUCAUCCAGGACGCGGAGAGCAUCGGCUGCAUGGUGGAGCUGCUGGAACACUGCGACGUGACGUGCCAGGCCGAGAUCUGGAGCAUGUUCACCGCCAUCCUGCGCAAGAGCGUGCGCAACCUGCAGACCAGUACCGAGGUGGGCCUCAUCCAGCAGGUGCUGCUCAAGAUGAGUUCCGUCGACGACAUGAUCGCAGACUUGUUAGUGGACAUGCUAGGUGUUCUGGCCAGCUACAGCAUCACAGUAAAGGAGCUGAAGUUUCUCUUCAGUAUGUUAAGAGGAGACAAUGGAAUGUGGCCCAGGCACGCCAUCAAGCUGCUGUCAGUGCUGAAUCAGAUGCCCCAGAGGCAUGGCCCAGAUACUUUCUUCAACUUCCCUGGACGCAGCGCAGCGGCCAUUGCCUUGCCUCCCAUUGCUAAGUGGCCUUACCAGAAUGGCUUCACUCUCAACACCUGGUUCCGUAUGGACCCGCUCAACAAUAUCAAUGUAGACAAGGACAAGCCGUACCUCUACUGUUUCCGGACCAGCAAAGGGAUCGGCUACUCGGCACAUUUUGUGGGCAACUGCUUGAUAGUGACAUCACUGAAGUCCAAGGGCAAAGGCUUCCAGCACUGUGUCAAGUACGACUUCCAACCCAGGAAGUGGUACAUGAUCAGCAUUGUCCACAUCUACAACCGCUGGAGGAACAGUGAGAUCCGCUGCUACGUCAACGGCCAGCUCGUUUCCUACGGCGACAUGGCCUGGCAUGUCAACACUAACGAUAGCUAUGACAAAUGCUUCCUGGGAUCGUCAGAGACAGCCGAUGCUAACCGGGUCUUCUGCGGCCAACUGGGGGCCGUCUACGUGUUCAGUGAGGCACUCAACCCGGCACAGAUCUUCGCCAUCCACCAGCUGGGACCUGGCUAUAAGAGCACAUUCAAGUUUAAAUCGGAGAGUGACAUCCACCUGGCGGAGCACCAUAAGCAGGUGUUGUACGACGGGAAGCUGGCCAGCAGCAUCUCCUUCACCUACAACGCCAAGGCCACAGACGCCCAGUUGUGCCUGGAGUCCUCGCCCCGGGAGAACUCCUCCAUAUUCGUGCACUCGCCUCAUGCCCUCAUGCUGCAGGACGUGAAAGCCAUUGUCACCCACUCCAUCCACAGUGCCAUCCACUCCAUCGGAGGAAUCCAGGUUCUCUUCCCUCUGUUCUCUCAGCUGGACUACAGGCAGCCCAAUGACAACCCAGUGGAGACAACUGUUUGUGCCACCCUCCUGACCUUCUUGGUGGAGCUGCUGAAGAGCUCGGUGGCCAUGCAGGAGCAGAUGCUGGGAGGGAAAGGCUUCCUGGUGAUUGGCUACCUACUGGAGAAGUCUUUGCGGGUGCACAUCACGAGGGCUGUCCUGGAGCAGUUCCUGUCCUUUGCCAAAUACCUGGACGGCCUAGCCCACGGAGCGCCGCUGCUGAAGCAGCUGUGCGACCACGUUCUGUUCAACGCCGCCAUCUGGAUCCACACGCCCGCCAAGGUGCAGUUGUCACUCUACACGUACCUGUCGGCGGAGUUCAUCGGCACGGCCACCAUCUACACCACCAUUCGGCGGGUGGGCACCGUGCUGCAGCUCAUGCACACACUCAAGUACUACUACUGGGCCAGCAACCCACAGGAGAGCAGCGGCAUCAACCCCAAAGGCCUGGAUGGACCCCGGCCCACUCAGAAAGAGGUGAUCUCUCUCCGCGCUUUCAUGCUUCUCUUCCUGAAGCAGCUCAUCCUGAAGGACCGAGGCGUGAAGGAGGAUGAAUUACAGAGCAUUUUAAAUUACUUGUUGACAAUGCAUGAGGAUGAGAACAUCCAUGACGUCUUGCAGCUCCUUGUGGCCCUGAUGUCGGAGCAUCCUGCCUCCAUGAUCCCCGCCUUCGACCAGAGAAACGGAAUACGGGUUGUCUACAAACUGCUGGCAUCCAAGAGUGAGAGUAUUCGAGUGCAAGCACUUAAAGUGCUCGGCUACUUCCUCAAGCACCUUGGCCACAAGAGGAAGGUGGAGAUCAUGCACACGCACAGCCUCUUCACUCUGCUGGGCGAGAGGCUGAUGAUGCACACCAACACCGUCACUGUCACCACCUACAACACCCUUUACGAGGUCAGUCCCCAGCGACACGCCAACACAGUCACCACCUACAACGCCCUUUACGAGAUUCUUACAGAGCAGGUCUGCACUCAGGUGGUCCACAAGCCACACCCGGAGCCUGAUUCAAGCGUCAAGAUACAAAACCCCAUGAUUCUGAAGGUGGUGGCCACACUGCUGAAGAACUCCUCCCCUAGUUCAGACCUGAUGGAAGUUCGGCGCCUCUUCCUGUCCGACAUGAUCAAGCUGUUCAGCAACAGCAGAGAGAACAGGCGGUGUCUGCUGCAGUGUUCCGUGUGGCAGGACUGGAUGUUCUCGCUGGGCUACAUCAACCCCAAGAACCCAGAGGAGCAGAAGGUCGCGGAGAUGGUCUACAACAUCUUCCGCAUCCUGCUCUACCACGCCAUCAAGUACGAGUGGGGCGGCUGGCGCGUGUGGGUGGACACCCUCUCCAUCGCUCACUCCAAGGUGACCUAUGAGGCCCAUAAGGAGUACCUGGCUAAGAUGUAUGAGGAGUACCAGCGUCAGGAGGAGGAGAACAUCAAAAAGGGCAAGAAGGGCUCGGUGAGCACCAUCUCGGGCCUGUCGGCGCAGCCCGCCGCCACCGUCGUCAACGGCACCAUGGAGAUCCGCGAGCUGGACGACACGUCGCAGACGCAGACGCCUGAGAGCGAAGCCGACUACAGCGAGAGCGCCGAGUCCCGCAACCUGCUGGCCGAGGGCAAGGGGCCCGAGGUCCCCGCGGGAGGGGAGGCGGCAGCAGUGGUUGGGGUGGGGGUGGUGGUGGCCGGAGCGGGCCCACCUGGGGUGCGGGUGGAGGUGCACGACCUGCUGGUGGACAUCAAGGCAGAGAAGGUGGAGGCCACGGAGGUGAAGCUGGACGACCUGGACCUCUCCCCGGAGGUGCUGGGGGUCAGCGGGGGCAUGGGUGGUGGCAGUGUGGUGGGGGUCAGUGGCUUGGAGAACGGGCCCCUGGUGGAGGUGGACUCCCUGCUGGACUCCACCUACUGCGCCAGCAUCCACAAGCUGAACGGCAGCCUGGCGCCCAAGGAGCACGAGCUCCACGCGGGCAGCAACAGCAGCAGCAGCAACAACAUCGACGACGACGGCGCCAACCUGGGGCCACUCAUCACGCUGGCCGACGAGAAGGACAUGCCCAGCGUGCCCAGCAACAACGGCUUCCUCUUCCCCAAGGGCGACGAGAAGUUGCUUCCCUCGCUGGCGUCGCCCGGUCCCACUGCCGAGCCCCUGGUGAUGCCCGUGGGCACCGAGCAGCCGCCCACUGUUCUCCAGGCCUCCAGCGCCAGCGACGACCUCAGCCUGCUGGCACACAUGACCACCUGCGGCUCGGACCUGGGCCAGGCAACGACGCCCGGGGGAGUGGUAGCGGCAGGGGGGCUGCCCGAAGACGGACAGUUCAAGCUCCAGAGCGCCCUGGUGGACAUCAGCACCCUAGCGGAGGCAGAGGCCCAGGCCUCAGCGCGGGCCCUGGAGUGCGGCGAGGGGGCGGAGGGCAGCCCGGCAGGUCUGGAGGGGGACGCUGUUGCAGCAAAGGCGGCUGGAGAUGCCACCAGCACCACCUCGGACACGGAGAGGUCCGACGACGGCAAGGACAAAGAGAUGAAGAAGAUCCAGACCACUGCCACCACACAGGCCAUGCACGGGCGUUCUGCCAGCCAGAUCGAGAGGGACCUGCGGGUGGACUUGGGUUUCCGAGGGAUGCCCAUGACGGAGGAGCAGCGGCGCCAGUUCAGCCCCGGCCCACGCACCACCAUGUUCCGCAUCCCAGAGUUCAAGUGGUCGCCCAUGCACCAGAGGCUGCUCACCGACCUGCUCUUUGCCCUGGAGACGGACGUGCACGCCUGGAGGAGCCAUUCGACUAAAUCGGUCAUGGACUUCGUCAACAGCAACGAGAACAUCAUUUUUGUGCACAACACUAUCCACCUAAUCUCUCAGAUGGUGGAUAACAUCAUCAUCGCCUGCGGGGGCAUCCUGCCUCUGCUCUCCGCGGCCACGUCACCUUCUAGUUCAAAGGUUAGUGCGAACACUAAGGAGUCAGGCCCCUCAAAAGAGGCUAUGGCUGGCGAGGUUACCCCAGUGCCAGCGGGCACAGGUCCAAGGGCAGAGACGGAGCUGGAGAACGUGGAGGCCACGCAGGGCAUGUCGUCAGAGACGGCCGUCACCUUCCUCACCCGUCUGAUGGCCAUGGUGGAUGUGCUGGUGUUCGCCAGCUCUCUCAACUUCAGCGAGAUUGAGGCCGAGAAGAAUAUGUCCUCAGGCGGCCUGAUGAGACAGUGCCUCAGGCUGGUGUGUUGUGUAGCCGUGAGAAACUGCCUCGACUGCAGACAGAGACAGAGGGAUCGAGGCAGCAUGUCCUCACUGCCCAUCAGCAAGACCCAGGAGAACCUGCAGAGCGCAGCCUCAGCCAGCAAGGAUCCCGACCGCCUGCUGCAGGAUGUGGACAUCAACCGCUUGCGAGCCGUCGUCUUCCGAGACGUGGAUGACAGUAAACAAGCACAGUUCCUGGCCUUGGCUGUCGUCUACUUCAUCUCGGUGCUGAUGGUAUCCAAGUACCGGGACAUCCUGGAGCCUCAGCGGGAGAUCGGCAGGUCCAGCAGUUUAUCAGGGAGGAGCAUCCGCCAAGAGAUCAAUUCGCCCACCAGCACAGACGUUAGUCUGAGGGACCGCCACACCCCUCUGGACGAGCUCCCCAUGGAGGCCUCUCUCCCCCACACUGACUCCGGCAUCGGGGAUGACCAUGUCUCCGGAGCCCUCAAUGGCACAGACCUGGGCGGAGAGGCCGGCGGCGGCGGCAUGGGUGGUGGCAUGGGCGGCGGCGGCAUCACAGGCGGCGGCCCGGACGCCAUGAGCGAGCUGCUGGGCACACUCUCCUCGGAGGUGCACAAGUCCCGCGAGAGCCUGAUGGAGUCGCCGCCCUCCUCCAUGGGCGUGGAGGUGAUCAAGACAGCCUCGUCCAUCUCCAGCAUCAGCCAGUCCAGCAAGGGCAUCAACGUCAGGGAGAUCCUCAAGAGCCUGGUGGCGGCGCCCGUGGAGGGGGCAGAGGCCGGACCUGAGCCCCAGGCCUACCACCCCGACCCGGCCCUGAAGAGGGAGGUCGCCAUGCUCCCCAUGCAGUUCCACUCCUUCGACAGGAGUGUGAUGGUGCCGGUGAAGAAGCCUCCUCCCGGUAGCCUGGCAGUGAACACGGUGGGCACGCCCACCACCAGCGGUGCCACCACUCCUGGCAGUACGCCCAACAUCUUCGCCGCUGCCACAGCUACGCCUAAAAGCAUGAUCAACACGACAGGUGCCACAGACUCUGCCUCUUCCUCCUCCUCUUCCUCCAGCUUUGUGAACGGGGCCACCAGUAAAAACCUCCCGGCCGUCCAGACCGUGGCCCCCAUGCCUGAGGAUACGGUGGAGAACAUGAGUGCCUUUUGUGAAGUGGAACAGUGUCCACUCCGAACCGGGCUGACCCAACCAGAACUCAAAUCCCUUAGCUCCCUGGCAGGAUUCCAGGCAGCCCCCAGAGAUGCAGGACAGUUCCUUAGCAUCACCACCAAGCUGGAGCGGGCGCUGGAGAAGGUGGCGCCGCUGCUGCGCGAGAUCUUCGUGGACUUUGCGCCUUUCCUCUCCCGCACCCUCCUGGGCAGCCAUGGGCAGGAGCUGCUCAUAGAAGGUACAGGUCUGGUCUGUAUGAAGUCCAGUACAUCAGUGGUGGAGCUCGUCAUGCUGCUCUGCUCACAGGAGUGGCAGAACUCCAUCCAGAAGAACGCUGGCCUGGCUUUCAUUGAGCUCAUCAACGAAGGAAGGCUGCUGUGUCAUGCCAUGAAGGACCACAUUGUACGUGUGGCCAACGAGGCAGAGUUCAUCCUGAACCGGCAGAGAGCUGAGGAUGUCCACAAGCACGCCGAGUUUGAGUCCAACUGUGCCGGGUAUGCCUCAGACCGGAGGGAGGAGGAGAAGAUGUGUGAUCACCUGAUCAGCGCGGCUAAGCACAGAGACCACGUGACUGCCAACCAGCUCAAGCAGAAGAUCCUCAACAUCCUCACCAACAAGCACGGGGCCUGGGGCACUAUGUCUCAGAGCCAACUGGUUGAUUUCUGGCGUCUGGACUACUGGGAGGAUGACCUGCGUAGGAGGCGGAGAUUUGUGCGCAAUGCCUUUGGCUCCACCCACCCUGAUGUCCCCCUCAAAACAUUGGCAGAAUAUGGUACGGAUGAGGAAGAGGACGUGAAAGCCAAGAAGGCUUUCCGCAGCCAGUCAGUGGUGGCGCAGAACCCAGAGUGUGAGCUCAUGCUGGAGGGAGACGACGAUGCUGUGAGCCUGCUUCAGGAGAAAGAGAUCGACAACCUCGCAGGCCCUGUGGUGCUGAGCACACCUGCCCAGCUGGUGGCCCCGGUGGUCGUGGCUCGGGGGACCCUCUCCAUCACCACCACUGAGAUCUACUUUGAGGUGGAUGAGGAUGACCCCGCAUUUAAAAAUGUCGAUGCCAAAGUCCUGGGCUACUCCGAGGGCUUACACGGGAAGUGGAUGUUCAGUGAGAUCCGGGCCGUAUUCUCCAGGCGUUACUUGCUUCAGAACACCGGCUUGGAGGUCUUCAUGGCCAACAGAACUUCCGUCAUGUUCAACUUCCCCGAUCAAGCCACAGUGAAGAAGGUGGUGUACAGUUUACCACGCGUGGGCGUUGGCACCAGCUAUGGCCUGCCUCAGGCUAGGCGGAUCUCCUUGGCUACUCCAAGGCAGCUCUUCAAGUCUUCCAACAUGACGCAGCGAUGGCAGAGGAGGGAAAUCUCCAACUUUGAGUACCUCAUGUUCCUCAACACCAUCGCAGGAAGGACGUACAAUGACUUGAACCAGUACCCCGUGUUCCCCUGGGUGCUCACAAACUAUGAGUCGGAGGAACUGGAUCUCACCCUCCCGGCGAACUUCAGAGAUCUCUCAAAGCCAAUCGGAGCGCUGAAUCCAAAGCGUGCGGCGUUCUAUGUGGAGCGCUUUGAGAGCUGGGACGAGGAUGGAACACCCCCUCACCACUACGACAUGCUGUACUCCACCUCCGCCGGCACCCUCUCCUGGCUUGUCAGGAUAGAGCCCUUCACCACCUUUUUCCUCAGUGGCAAUGACAAGAAGUUCGACCACGCUGACCGCACCUUCUCUGGCAUUGCACGCUCUUGGAGGAACUGUCAGAGAGAUACCUCUGAUGUUAAGGAGCUGAUACCUGAGUUCUACUACCUCCCGGAGAUGUUUAUGAACAGUAAUGGCUACUGCAUGGGUGUGAGGGACGACAGGGCAUUGGUGUGUGAUGUGGACCUGCCUGCCUGGGCCAAGAAACCUGAGGACUUUGUCAGAAUCAACAGGAUGGCUCUGGAGAGUGAGUUUGUGUCCUGUCAGCUGCACCAGUGGAUCGACCUCAUCUUCGGUUACAAACAGCGGGGCCCAGAGGCGGUGCGGGCACUCAACGUGUUCCACUACCUGUCCUACGAGGGCUCCAUCACCAUGGACACCAUCACCGACCCACAGCUCAGAGAGACCAUGGAAGUUCAGAUCCAGACCUUUGGACAGGUCCCAUCUCAGCUGCUCAUUGAGCCCCACCCGCCUCGCAGUUCUGCCAUGCAUCUGUGUUUCCUUCCCCAGAGUCCACUGAUGUUUAAGGACCAGAUGCAGCAGGACGUCAUCAUGGUGCUCAAGUUCCCGUCCAACUCGCCGGUGACACACGUGGCCGCCAACACGCUGCCACACCUCAGCAUCCCCGCCGCCGUCACAGUCACCUGCAGCCGCCUGUUCGCCGUCAACCGCUGGCACAACACAGUCGGUCUAAGAGGAGCUCCAGGAUACUCUUUAGAACAGGCUCAUCACCUUCCCAUUGAGAUGGACCCACUGAUAGCCAACAACUCUGGAAUAAACAAGAGGCAGAUCACAGACCUCGUGGAUCAGAGUAUCCAGAUCAACACACACUGCUUCGUGGUGACGGCGGAUAACCGCUACAUCCUGGUGUGUGGCUUCUGGGACAAGAGCUUCCGAGUUUACUCCACAGAAACUGGCAAGCUCACCCAGAUAGUGUUUGGCCACUGGGACGUGGUGACGUGUCUGGCCCGGUCCGAGUCCUACAUCGGAGGGGACUGUUACAUCGUGUCGGGCUCCAGGGAUGCCACUCUGCUGCUGUGGUACUGGAGCGGAAGGCACCAUAUCAUCGGUGACAACCCAAACAACAGUGACUACCCGGCCCCCCGCGCUGUCCUCACGGGCCACGACCAUGAGGUGGUGUGUGUGUCUGUCUGUGCUGAGCUGGGCCUCGUCAUCAGUGGAGCUAAAGAGGGUCCAUGUCUGGUGCACACCAUCACCGGGGACCUGCUGAGGGCCCUGGAGGGCCCAGAGAACUGCCUGAGGCCGCGUCUGAUUUCUGUGUCCAGCGAGGGCCACUGUAUCAUCUAUUACGAGAGGGGUCAGUUCUGCAACUUCAGCAUCAAUGGCAAACUGCUGGCCCAGAUGGACGUCAACGACUCCACACGGGCCAUUCUCCUGAGCAGUGAUGGACAGAACCUGGUGACAGGGGGGGAUAACGGCGUUGUGGAGGUGUGGCAGGCCUGUGAUUUUAAACAGCUCUACAUCUAUCCUGGCUGUGAUGCCGGUAUUAGAGCUAUGGACCUGUCCCAUGACCAGAGGACUCUGAUCACUGGCAUGGCGUCGGGGAGUAUCGUAGCGUUCAACAUUGAUUUCAACCGGUGGCACUACGAGCACCAGAACAGGUACUGACGUCAGCGAGGAGGAGGAGGAGGAGGAGGAGGAGGAGGAGGGGCAGUGGGCAGGAGGAGCAGACCGGAGGAGGUGAGAGAAUGGCACGCGCUGGGUACCAUCUCAGCAGCCCGGGAGCCAAUCAGCUCCUAGGAGGGACUGUGAGUGAUACCUGUAAGCCCCGCCCCCUCUAAGCACUGAGCCGGCCGGGGCGAUCAAUAACCUGUGACUUCUCUACCGUAAAACACCCCGAGCCCGGAGAAUGAUGGGGAGGGUCCCAUUCAUAUCAGGAUAACCCCCACGUGUGAGGUUCCACUGUUUUCCAAACUGUGAAAAUGAACAUGAACAAAGGUCGGCGAUGAGCGCCACAGACAACACUGCAUACAGCACGUUGAGGUCAAGGGCCACUCCCUCUCUCUGGCCCAGCACCCUCAGUGUAAAAGGGAUGCUUUUAACCCACCAGAAGAAAAAAAAACAGAAAGAAUAAUGUCUGUAUCGGUUGCUGUGUUUUCAGUUUUUUUUUUUUUUUUUUUUUUUUUUUUGUGGCGGGAUGGGUUGUCAUAGGAAUGAGAAAUGUAGAUUAACAAGCAAAAAAGAAAAAAGAAAAAAAAAAUGAUCGACUGACAGUUACCUAACUGCAAUCUGUAGUUGCUUACAAUGGGGAGGAAGCCACAGAAUCUCAAUCUCGCCCCACGAUGAAUGACACAUCACUUUUAAGUUAUCAACUUGCUGUAUGUACAUUAAUGUGUAAUAAUGAUAAUAAUACAUGACCAUGAUGUAAUAUGAGAGCUGCCAAAAAAAGAGAAGGAGAGGAAAAGCAUUAUCUGAAAUCUAGACUCACUUUCCUCUUUGUAUAUUUGGUAAUCGUAUUGUCAUAUAUGUAUAUAUUGUGUUGGUUAGGGCAGCAAGGCAUGCAAGGUGGGCUUGGGGGAAAGGAAGAAAGGUUACCCUUUCUCACACACACCCACACACACACACACACACACACACUACACAAGGACUUUUGUUAAUUAUUUAAGAGAAACUAAUCAAUGUAAGAUUCUUUUAUUUGUUUUAUUUUGUGUUGGCACUUCACAUCUAUUUAUUAGUGUUCUGAUUUCUGCUUCUCUACCUUGUUCUCCGGGGCUGUCUUCUCAAGGAUGGGGCCGUGCAUCAAUGUUUGUAUUUAAAAUGAUAUUGAAAACCGUGUAACGAUUGAUUUCAACAGCCACACUACUAUAAGCAAUAUCAUGACUUUGUAGCUUUGAAAAUGUGCCCUGGGCGAUUGCCAAAAAUCCUGUGGAAAGAUGGAUCACACAAGAGGAUGGGAAAAGCUGAUGUUUUGACAUCUGGGUAACACACACGCACACACACGCACACACACACACACGCACACACACACACAUGCACAUGCGUAUAGAACAGUUUGUCAUCCAAAAAAAAAAACAAGAAAAAGAAAAGAAAAUAUUUUUGGAUAUACUACAGUAUGAAAUCUAAUGCUAUUGUAUCCAUGUUUUAUUGCAGAAAUGUAAAAUAUGACAUAAGUUAAAAAAAGAGGAAAGAAAAGAAAUAAAUUAUGCAAAGAACACGUGAGAACUUGCCUUUUCAUUGGCCAUACACACGCAUAUGAUUUGAACUUGCCUUUUCAUUGGCCAUAAGCUUGCAUAUGAUUUGAACUUGCCUUUUCAUUGGCAAUAAGCUUGCAUAUGAUUUGAACUUGCCUUUUCAUUGGCUAUAAGCGUGCAUAUGAUUUGAACCGAGCUGCAGAGUUGCAUGCCAGACAAGUGAUUUUGUCAGUACUGUAUAUUUGAUUUAUACGUUUUUUAAAUUAUAUUUUUAUUAAUUUGUUUGUUUUGUUUCUAUUCUGAGACGGACAACAUCAUACGAGUCCCAUCCUAAUGUUUUGUUUUUAUGUGCUGCUUCUCUUCCUCAUUUGUUGAGAGCACUGUGUCAAUUCUCUGAUUACUUUGAUUGCCUCCCGUUGAGUUCUAAAUAGAGUUCUGAUGAGGAAGAUCCACGCUGUUGCAUAAUGGUGCACCUUGAAACAGGCAGUAAUCCUUGGAAGGUGUCUAUACAAAUUGUUGAACCGCUGAUUCAUGCCAAUAUCUAAAGAUCAAUAACUGUAAAUUAAAAUGGUUUCCUUUUUGUCGUAUUUAUAAUAAAACAAACAAAAACAAAA